This is a messenger RNA of Clonostachys rhizophaga, 1326 nucleotides long. The record is from the annotation of a GenBank genome assembly. Lineage: Eukaryota; Fungi; Ascomycota; Sordariomycetes; Hypocreales; Bionectriaceae.
AUGGCAAGGGCGCAUCGGCAUUUUGAGUUCAUAAACGUGUCACCAAACGCUCCUGGAAAGCCACAGAAAGCUGAACGGAGAAAGAUUCGGAGCCACUGCAUGCGUGGUAGGAAUCGACGAAUUCCUUCCGCGCGGCUGCCCGAGAAUGAUACAUUUCGAGACCACCCCGUUGUAGAACCAAAUGUGUCGUUGCCGCCUUAUGAGCAGGAGGGGAGUCAAUUUCCUAUCGCAACACGUGUGAAUUCGCCGCUACUUUCCCUCCCCUGCUUGGCCGAUUUUGCUGUUGAAGUUGAUAACGAGUCCUUUUGGAAAGUCGAAAGCUCAACGGAUGUGAUUUUCCCUGGCGCCAUGAGUGCCUUUUCCCUCGCCAGGUUCCGCUUACCGUCUCACUUCAAAUCAUCCCAAUGGAGUGAUUGGCUAUUGUCAGAUAGGGCCUACGUGUAUGCCAUUGUUGCCGUAUGCGCAGUUAUUCAGGAAUUCCUUCUGGAAACUCGGCGAUCAAAGCAUACACUCAACGAAAGACUCUCGAGCGACAAUACCUCGCUAUCAGACGCCAGGAUUGCCAACGUCAUUGCUCUGACCCUUGCGGCUUUGGUGACAAAUGACCAUCUCGCUAUGUCUAUCCAUGGAACUGGAUUGCGGCGAAUGGUAUAUCUGCGGGGAGGUUUCGAAAGAUUUCGCGGUAAUCCGCAGAUACUAGUUGUACUCUCUCGGAUUGAUCUAUGCGUGAUACUCAGCUCUGGAAAGGGACCUUAUUUUCCUCAGUGUGACCCAGCUGGCCUUGUUCACGACCUGAUCAAGCCCCAUCCGCAGGCAUGUCUACUUACAUUACUUGGCAUGGCGAUCAAUACAGCGGCCAGCGCCCAAUCUGAAGGGAUACAGAAAUACGAGGUCCAUGCUGGUAUCUUUGUGGCGCAGUAUAGACUCUGGCAACUGCAGGGAACGAUGUCUGAUAUCCUCGGAGAAUGUAUACGUAUUGAAAUGCUCGGCUUUCUUACUACGACGUUUAGCCUCAUGAACAGUCGAAUUAGAUAUGACCAUGCCACUAACCAGUUAAAAGUUCUGUGCUGCGCCAUCGAGGUGUCAACGCAACAGCUUCGCCCACUCAUGUUGUGGGUACUAAUGGUUGGUACGCUCGCCUUCUUUGACCCGGAUGAAGAAUGGCUUCGCGAGAAGUGGCGAUCGGGAGUGCUUCCGCUUAUAGAAGAAUUGCAAUGGCUGGAAGCGCGAGAAUAUCUAAAAGACUUUCUGUGGAUAGACUCUUGCAAUGAUACCAAGGGCCAAAUUCUCUUCGAGAAACUAGGACGGUUAGAAAAAAACAAUUAG